AGAGGAAGCUGGGGUUUUUGGUACUAAUACUUAUUUACAGCUUCGUUUAAAUCCAGAAUCCGCUUCGAUUUUCUCUUUAAUUCUUUCUGUAAUAAAUCGGAGAUGUCCGAAAAUAAGGUCCACGGCGACGCUGUGGAAAACCCUAGAGUCACCUGGGACGGCUGCAGCGUCCUGCUCGACAUCAACGACGGCGACCGUUUGGUUUUCUCGCGGCUCUCCGGUGGAGCAAAAUUGAAAAUUGGGAACAAGAACUGUUCCCUGCAGCCGUUGAUUGGCUGCCCGUUUGGUUCGUUUUUUCGAGUCGAAAACGGAGAAGAUGGGCCUUAUUUGUCUAGAUAUACUCCCUCCAAUGAAGGGAAUAGUGUUCAAGAGCAAGGAGAUUGCGAAUCGAAAGACGAGUUGAGAGAUAAUCGAGCCUUGGUUGAUAACAAUAAAGCGCAGAGCCUUACGGGUGAUGCCAUCAAUGAGAUGCGACGACAGGGUGCAACUGGUGAUGAAAUAGUUGAAGCUCUCAUUGCCAACAGUGCGACGUUUGAGAAAAAGACAGUGUUCUCGCAGGAGAAAUAUAGGCUUAAGAAGCAAAAAAAAUAUGCUCCAAUUGUACUCCUUAGGCGGCCUUUCACAAGAAGUAUAUGUGAGGCGUACUUGAAGAAAUAUCCGGUUAGAAUUGGAUUCUUGCGGAUGGAUACGUUAUGUCUGCUGCUUUCCAUGGCUAAUGUUUCUGCUAAUUCCGAUGUCCUUGUAGUCGACAUGGUUGGAGGGCUUCUUACUGGUGCUGUGGCAGAACGUUUAGGAGGUACAGGUUAUGUCUGCAAUACAUAUCCUGGUGGCUCACCUUAUCCUAUGGAUAUAGCGAGGAUAUUCAACUUUGGAGAAGAAAUUUGCAAGAGGAUUGUGAGGUCUCCUCUCACUGACCUUCUUUUGUCCAUCCAAACUGAAAAACCAAAACUCUCAAGUCAAAAUGGGGACUCUUGUAGCAUGGAAACUGAAUCAAAUGAACAAAUAUCUUCAACAGUUGGCACGGAAGAAGUUACUCUUGCGUCCGAGAAUAUGACAUCAGAUCUUAUUGUUGACACUACCAACUCUGUCGAAAGAAAGCCGAGCAAAUCAGCAAAACUAGGAGAAAAAGCACCACAUGAUAUCAUCAGCAUGUGGAAAGAGAAUGGCUUCUCUAGUUUAAUAAUAGCAGCGCCAGAGUUGGAUACGUGGAGUUUAGUUAAAGAAAUAUUGCCACUCCUAUCAAAUUCUGCUCCUUUUGCUAUUUAUCACCAGUAUCUUCAGCCGCUCGCAACAUGCAUGCAUAAUCUACAAGUUGGGAAAAUGGCCGUUGGUUUGCAGAUUUCAGAACCUUGGUUACGUGAAUAUCAGGUACUUCCAUCAAGAACCCAUCCAUGUAUGCAGAUGAAUGGAUUCGGUGGGUACAUUCUCAGCGGGACCAAGAUAUGUACCAACAACUGAUUGCUUCUAUACAAUAAAGUCGAUAACAAGCAAACGGAGUUAUCUUGCCAAUAAGCGAAUGAAAAAGAAGCUCAUGACCCCAAUAACCACGCCGUGAAUGGUGACUCCACCGUUGGCAAAACCACCGUCUUCGUAUUGUACACUAGUAUUCCCUUUUUAAUCUUUCAACCCUGCAACUGCUGCUAUCCUUUUUCCCCUGCAGGGUCUGCGUUCUGGUUUCUGGUCCUUAUGACCUUCUGUAUUUCUUAUAGCAAUUCAUUUGUUCUGAAACAAAUAACGAGUGUUACUGUGAACUUAGUUAAACUUUCUUGUGAAAAAACAUUACCGGCU
Messenger RNA from Fragaria vesca subsp. vesca, 1788 nucleotides. Its product is annotated as tRNA (adenine(58)-N(1))-methyltransferase non-catalytic subunit trm6-like. Lineage: Eukaryota; Viridiplantae; Streptophyta; Magnoliopsida; Rosales; Rosaceae. The record is from RefSeq and is a predicted model, not a curated record. Gene Ontology annotation, cellular component: nucleus; tRNA (m1A) methyltransferase complex. Gene Ontology annotation, biological process: tRNA methylation. The coding region runs from base 103 to 1458 and encodes 451 amino acids. The transcript is spliced from 13 exons.